This is a messenger RNA of Cherax quadricarinatus, 3112 nucleotides long. RefSeq lists its product as uncharacterized. The record is from RefSeq and is a predicted model, not a curated record. NCBI's taxonomy places the organism in Eukaryota, Metazoa, Arthropoda, Malacostraca, Decapoda, Parastacidae.
UGUAGCUGUGAGAAGGAGCUGCUGGUACUGGAGACAGUCAGUGCCGACGAGAAGUCUGAAGAAGGUGGAAGUACGUCGCUUCGUCUGACAGCUGUCAGAUAAGAUAAGAUUUCGUUCGGAUUUUUAACCCCGGAGGGUUAGCCACCCAGGAUAACCCAAGAAAGUCAGUGCGUCAUCGAGGACUGUCUAACUUAUUUCCAUUGGGGUCCUUAAUCUUGUCCCCCAGGAUGCGACCCACACCAGUCGACUAACACCCAGGUACCUAUUUGCUGCUAGGUGAACAGGACAACAGGUGUAAGGAAACGUGUCGAAAUGUUUCCACCCGCCGGGAAUCGAACCCGGGCCCUCCGUGUGUGAAGCGGGAGCUUUAGCCACCGGGCCACUCCUUGGACCAUCACUUUUUGCCUUUCAUUGUAUACUUUUUUUGUACACGAUGCCUAGAAGGACUAAACAUUAUACCACGAAGCUUAGCAAGACGAAGAAAAAGCAGAUGCAAGCAAUGAGAAGGGCUAGAAAAAUAGAAAAAGAGGCAGCUGCUUUGGGUGGUGACGCCAUACCAUCACCACCUCAGUCUUCUCAAGAGUUACUACUGCCACCACCCUCCUCUAAAGACGAAUCCUUGUUCACUGCUGGUGAAUUAUUGGAUAUUUCAAAACGAGGGAAAACAAAGGAUAAGAGCACAGCAAAUGUGCCCAGUACCUCCAUGGCCACCAUGGCCACCGUGGCCACCGUGGUCACCUUGACAGCUUCUACUAUCACGACUUCUACCUCCAUGGCCACCUCCAUGGCCACCAUGACGACUACUACCUCUACAGCCACUACCUCCACGGCCAGUCCACAUGUGGCCACCCCACGUUCACGAGGUCGACCUGUGGCCACACGACGUCCAGUUGGCCGACCCAAAGGAUCGAAGACCAAAAGAGGUGUCACAUCUGUGGCCAGCACCUCCAUGGCCACAUCUGUGGCCAGCACCUCCAUGGCCACAUCUGUGGCCAGCACCUCCAUGGCCACAUCUGUGGCCAGCACCUCCAUGGCCACAUCUGUGGCCAGCACCAUGGCCACAUCUGUGGCCAGCACCAUGGCCACAUCUGUGGCCAGCACCUCCACUGCCACCCCAGAUGUGGCCAACAGCUCCAUGGCCACCACUGAUAUUGAUAAUAGUGUUGAACGUGACAGUGACAGUUGUGUUGCGAGUGACAUUCCAGUGUCAACACCUGCACCUGCUCGGGUGUCAAGUGCCAAAAAGAGAGUGUCAUUAUUUAAUACUAUAGAUCCUAGUAGCACUGACAAUAGAAUGAUAAUUCUUGAUCCUAGAAAAUUACAUGAUGAGAUCUUCUCGCAAGUAUUUUGCCCUGAGUGUUGUGUUGGAAAAAUGAAGACUGUAUAUUAUGAACAUCAUCUAGAGGGCAGUGUUGUUCUAGAGUGUACUGUGUGUCCCCAUAAGUUGGGGGAAAAACCGAAGAAGUAUAAAACAAUGAAUGUUGCAACUGGUAAAAUGGUGUAUGGGGAACUGUUAGCAGGUCGUGGAUACUAUUCAUUUAUUCGUAGAAAUGCAGUGUGUAGUUUGCCACGUAUCAGUCUGGAGACAUACAAUAAAUAUGCGUCUAUGAUAACACAAAAAUCUAUUGAGUCAUGUAAGAAAAUACUUGCCGAAUCUAAGGACAUUAUUGUUAAAGAAUAUGGCAAACUGAACAUUGUACCAGAUGACGCAAAAAUUCUUGACAUUGAUGUAACAUAUGACGGAACAUGGCAGACAAGGGGACAUCACUCAAAUAUAGGCAUUGGUGUAGCUAUAGAUGCCUUGACAAAAUUAGUGGUUGAUUAUCAAGUUUUCAGUAAGUACUGUAAUAUGUGUAUCUUUAUGGAAAAUUCUUGGAAGAAAAAGAAAGUAACUAAUGAGAAAUAUGAAGAAUUUCGCAAAAGACACGAGCUUGAAUGCAACAUAAACUAUACAGGAACCUCUGCAAAGAUGGAAAGUGAAGCAGCGGUAAUGAUGUGGCAGCGAUCACUUGAAAAUAAUUUGAGAUACAAAUCAAUUGUGAGUGAUGGUGAUAGCAACACGUAUAAAGCCAUUGUUGACGUCAACGAUGGUGAAGGUCCUUAUCCAGGUGUACAUGUUGAAAAAGAGGAAUGUAUCAAUCACUAUGCUAAACGUCUAAAGACCAGACUAACAAAUUUGGUCAAGUCACAAUAUGUUGAAAGAGAAUUGAAAACUGGGAGGAAGAGGAAGGAGUUUGCAAUGAAGGAAAGGGGCAUGUUGACCGACGUUAUAAUCGAUAAGUUGGCAUACUACUUUCAGAAGAACCUGCGAGAGAAGAUCAAUCAUGAUGUUGAAGAUAUGAGGAAUUGUAUCCUUUCAAGCUUCUUUCAUUGUUCCUCAAGUGAUGAAAAACCACAGCAUCACCUUUGCCCAACAGGUGAUAAUUCCUGGUGUUUCUACCAGAAAGCAAUAGCAGCAAACCUUCCUCCACCGUCUCACACCACAAUGAAAGUACAGUUCAACCUGGAACCUAGAUACUUUGAGGAAGUGCAUAAUAUUUACAAAGACCUAACAACAGAUGAAAUGAUGCAGCGUUGUGUAAAAGGUAGAACGCAAAACCCUAAUGAAAGUCUACAUCAACGCAUAUGGUCUUACUGCAGUAAAGCCCUAUUUCGAACAAAAAGGCAAGCUGAUUUCGCAGUCAGCCAUGCUGUGGCAGACUACAAUAGUGGGUAUGUGAGGAGCUGCCUAGACAUACCACUUGGCUACGGACGUUCAAAAGUGACUCAAAAACACCUUGAAUAUAUGGACAAGAACAUGCAGAAAAUACGAGCCAGAAAAAGGAAGAAGAGGAAAAGGGGACAGGACACGUCCUAUGAACCUGGUGGACAUUAGAUGAUAAUGUGUCCACCUACACCUGGUCAAAGUUUGAUUGGGAUGGAUUGUCAUGACUGGCCGACCUCAGAGAACUUCAGGAUGAAGGGAACUUCAUGGAACUUCAGGAUGAAGGGAUCUUCAUGGAACUUCAGGAUGAAGGGAUCUUCAUGGAACUUCAGGAUGAAGAGAUCUUCAUGGAACUUCAGGAAUAUUGUCUGUACAACCAGUUCUACUCAAUAAAUGUAUAAAAAGGCA